Molecule: messenger RNA, 2109 nt
Organism: Dromaius novaehollandiae (emu)
Lineage: Eukaryota; Metazoa; Chordata; Aves; Casuariiformes; Dromaiidae
Product: T-cell surface glycoprotein CD1b-3-like
Exons: 6
Coding region: 103-1110 (335 amino acids)
Biological process (GO): antigen processing and presentation, exogenous lipid antigen via MHC class Ib; positive regulation of T cell mediated cytotoxicity; immune response
Cellular component (GO): external side of plasma membrane
Molecular function (GO): endogenous lipid antigen binding; lipopeptide binding; exogenous lipid antigen binding
Source: RefSeq, a predicted model, not a curated record
GCCAGCGCCGGGGAGAAGGAUCCGACGGUGCCCACACACAGCCACCGCUUCCUCCUCCCGCUGCUGCCGCGCCAGUACGCCCAGGUUCUGGCUGCUGGCACCAUGCUGGCCCAUCUCCUCCUCCUUGUUCCCGGGACGUGGACAGUCCUCGAGGCUUCGCUGCCUCCGCCCGCGGCCUCGCACGCCCUCCACCUCUUCCUGAGCUUCGUGUUUCAAGCCCCCGCCACGGUGGACCUAUCGAGCUGCGCGGCGCUGGACGGCACUGUCUUCGCCGCUCUGCACCAACACACCCGGGAGAUCGUCUACCUGCGGCCCUGGGUCUACCCGGCCCUGCUGCCGGCCCAGUGGGACUAUCUGCAGAACCUCUUCCAAGUCUACGUGCACAACUUCAUCCUCCUGUGCAACAGCGAUGCCAGGGAGCAUCACGAGCCCUACCCCUUCGUGUACCAGACCCUGACCGGCUGCGAGCUGUACCCCAAUGGCUCCUACGCCAAAUUCUUCCGUCUUGGCUACAACGGGCAGGACCUCGUCUCCUUUGACGUGGACAAAGGCCUCUGGGAGAAGCAGAAAGAGGACGACGUAGCGACGCGCAUCGAAACAUCCUUCAACAGCUUCACUGGCUUAUCCAUAACGCUGCAGCAGCUCCUCAACUUCACCUGCUUCGACCACAUGGAGAAAUUCAUCCUGAAAGGGAAGGAGGAUCUGGAGAGGCAAGUGAAGCCGGUGGCUGUGGUCUUUGCCAAGGUGCCUAACCCCGCGCGCCUGCUGCUCGUCUGCCGCGUCACUGGCUUCUACCCGCGGCCCGUGAGCGUCGCCUGGCUGCGGGAUGGGCGGGAGGUGCCGCCGGGCCCGGAGCUCAGCGCCACGCCGCCGCUGCCCAACGCCGACCUCACCUACCAGCUCCGCAGCGUCCUGGCCGUGGCCCCCCGUGACGGGCACCGCUACGCCUGCCGUGUGCGGCACAGCAGCCUGGGCGGCCGUAGCCUGCUGGUGCCCUGGGCUCCGGGCAGCCCCAAGACCAGCCUGGCAGUCGGGAUCACUAUCGCCCUGCUGCUGAUCGCCGCCGCAGCCAUCGCCGGGGCUCUUUGGUGGCGGAGACGCAGGAACUGAACGUGCACGGGAGGCGUCGGGCACCAGCCGCCCACCGCGGAGGGACCCAGGACGCCCCGCGCCCGGCCGGCAGCGUGCGGCCUCCGCCAACCUCGCACAUGUCCUCGCUUGCCUCUUCCGCGCCGGCCCGAAUAAACCUCUUUAACCGCCCAGGCCAGUUUGUUUUCACGGGACAAGUCUCAUAGGAGAAGUCAGUGGGCUGGCCCGGGAUGGAGCCACCAAGCUUCGAGCUGCAGCUGAGCUUGGGGGAGGCAAGGCAGGAGUCUCGACCGCCAGUGCUGAGCCACCGGGGUCGCAGGAGGCAGUUUAUAUCACAAAUGCAAAACUUGACGAGAACAGUGAAGGAAACGUCUGCGAGCGCUUGUGAGAGCUCAGGGAAAGUCAUCUGCAGAAACAGCAUGCGUAACCAGAGAGCAAACACGUAAAAAAAGAGUUGAGUACUGUCUGUCCCAGGAGACCCCGGGGCAACACACCCAGGCCCCCGCGCAGCGCUCCCGGGAGGUUUCACCAUGCAAAUGAAUCGCUGGCGUUGAGGAGUCGCCCGACCGAGAGGAGCGGUCAAGCGUGCAGAAGCACCUGGACGCCCGGGUGCUUCACCUGAGGCCCCCCCUCCGCAUCCUCCCAGACUUCGCAGGGGGGUUCCCGCAGCUCUGGUAUGCCCUCCACAUGCCUGCGGUGACUGUCAGCGCAUGUGACCCUCCCCCGCGGGACUGUCAGUCUCCCCACACACUCCCACAGUGACUGUUAUCACGCAUGACCCUUCCUCGGCUGACCGUCAGUCUCCUCACGUGCUCCCACGGUGACCAUCAGCAUGCGUGACCAUCCCCCGGGUGACCGUUAGUCUCCGCACAUGCUCCUGAGGUGACCGUUAUCACACGUGACCCUCUCCUGCGUGACCGUUAGUCUCCCCACGUGCCCCUGAGGUGACCGUUAGCGCGCACGACCCUCCCCCCAGGCAACCGUUACCCUCCCCCGCUGCCUCCUCACGGGGCCGCUGCA